This is a messenger RNA of Ciona intestinalis (vase tunicate), 5043 nucleotides long. Its product is annotated as tuberin-like. Gene Ontology annotation, molecular function: GTPase activator activity. The record is from RefSeq and is a predicted model, not a curated record. Gene Ontology annotation, cellular component: nucleus; cytoplasm; TSC1-TSC2 complex. Gene Ontology annotation, biological process: negative regulation of TOR signaling; negative regulation of Wnt signaling pathway; negative regulation of phosphatidylinositol 3-kinase/protein kinase B signal transduction. Lineage: Eukaryota; Metazoa; Chordata; Ascidiacea; Phlebobranchia; Cionidae.
ACUAUUUGAAUUAAACCAAAGAAAACAUGAGUGAUAAUAAAGAAGCGAGCAGCUUAAGAAGCAGAUUUAAAAACCUGCUGUCGUCUCAUAAAACCCAAACAUCAGUAGAUGUGGCUGAUUUGCAGCAAUCUACUAAUUCUGUUGUGAGCGAUGACUUUUGGUUGGCCAUUUCAUCAAAUAAUAAUCCAGAAGAGCGCAUGAAACGUUUGAGAGAAUUUGAAAGAGUUUUGUCAAAUGUUCAAAUUGAUUGCGACGUAAUCGAAAAGCUGUGGCUGGAUACAAAAGACCAACUUCUUCCCACAAUGGACUUAAACGUUCGAAGUGAAUAUUUCAUGUUUUUAAAGACACUGAUAACUAAACAACACCGCCACUUAAGCAUGCUGCGUGCGUUGUUAUACGCUGAAGUGGGAAAACAUGUUUUUACUGAGAAAUCUGAUGUCGAAAACGUGAUGGAAAUUAUUUAUGUUCUUACUGAACAUGGAAAGAACUUAUUUAUGCUUGAGGAAGAAAUUGGUCCACAUUUGGUACAAUGGAUGGAAUGUAUGGGUUCAAAUGCUUUGUACAUAGAUAUGUUGUGUAAUGUCAUCAAGUUUAAUUCAUCUCAUCUUACAGAGGAAACCAUUCAUGGUAUUGUACGUAGCGUGUGCACAAGUUGCACUUCUUGUUCUUCUGUGGAACAAUAUGAAUGCAGUCUCAAGGUGUUGGAAGCUCUGAUCACUUACAAAGCUCUCCCAAAGCAAUGCACUAAUGAUGCCAUUAACACACUUUGCCACACAUUGAAUAUUAAAGAAUGUUGUGACUUUAGUUGGAAUCUAAUGAGAAACUUAAUGGGAACUCACUUGGGGUAUAGCUGUAUACAGACUCUAUUAGAAAUCCUUCAAGGUGAUGCAAAGCAAGAAACAUACCCGAAAAUACAAAGCGCAAUUUUUUUCAUUGGAAUGGGCUUAUGGGGGUCUAAAUGUGUGAAAAGUUUAAUGUACACCCCACAGUCUAUUCUACCUUCCUUUGAAUAUGCGUUAAAAAGUCAUAACUUAAUGCUCGCCUUUGAAGUAGUGCUGACUUGUCACAGACUGGUCAAAAAGUUUGGUCAUGAGCUACAAGUUUCAGCAUGGGACAAUAUGCUUAACAUUAUCGAGAAAUUGCUUUGUAUUUUAAAGGGCAGUAAGAACACUGAAAGAGUCGCCCCUUUGAAAGAGAAAACUCAUGAGCUGCUAAGUAUUGUGGAAAACUUAUGCCAGAUUCAAGCAUUUACUGGCUCCAAGGAAAGACUGAAUGAAAUAAUCGAACAGCAGAUUCUACAUAGACCUACAGAGUCUGUUAUCAACCUUCUAACUUACAAAAUGCAUUUAUUAAGCCCUUCAAUAGAAAACUGGAUCGUUAAGCUCAAAGUUCUAAUAGAUAGAUUCUAUAGCAACGACAUGAACCCCGCAGUGAGGUUGCAACUGUUAGAAUUGGAGAUGAAUAUCGUUUCCAACAAUUUCCAGCAGCAUGAAGCGGAUCUUGUGGAAAAAGUUAUUUUGCCGCAGUUCUCGAACUUAGCGGAUGAAACAAACGUACAAGUAAUUGAAAAUUCUCUUAAAUUUUUAACCCGAAUUUGUAUUCUAUGUACGUCGACCCAAUAUUUUACCUUACUAAGUUUACUCAAGAAAAUCACCGGCAGUAUUUCACCAGCUGAUCCAAAAGUACCGAAAAAUACUGUCCUCAUUGCUGUGGCAUCUGCUGUACAAGGAUUAAUUGAAAUCUUCCUUGAAAAGUUCCAUACAUCUCUAGCAAGCCAUUCAAUAGAAGCGUGUGAAGUUCUUAUACAGCUGAUAGAAAAUUAUUAUGAAGUCGAAAACUUUUCCGAGCAAUCUUAUAUUUUAUGGGAAUCUCGGAUGAAAAUUUUCAACACUUUCUUUCAGAUUCGUGUUAACAACAACUACCAAGCUCGACUCUCGCAUGUUGAGUGUUUCUCAUCUUAUAUUGUUUGCAAAAGACUGCAACCUGCUAUAGUGAAUGACACAGAUUAUGUUUAUCUUCAUCUGCAGCGCAUAAUACAGAUAUGCAUCCAGUGCAUGGAGCAUGAAAACUAUUGGCCCAUCUUACAAACCGUCAUCACCAAUAUUUUAGUUCUGCUUGAAAAUGAGCAGAUUGCAACUUGCUUAUCAUUAGAUGACAUUGACAGCUUGAUGGAACUUCUCAGCAACUUUGUGUCGAGUGCGAACCGAAUAGCGGCAUUAUACAAUAAACCUGAGAAGCGUGCUGACCUGCAACUGAUCGCUUUGAACGUCCUCACGAAACUUACGAUAUUUUACAACAAAGUUGACGUCUCCCGCCAACGCCAAAUGCUUCGUUGUUUUGAACUGGGAUUCGCAACCAAAUGCUCCAAGCAAUGCAUAAACGCAAUUACUUUAUGUAUGAUCGAGAUGAAACCCGAUGCAAUGAUAAGACUCCUCCCAUCUAUUCUGCUCCGUCUGUCACAGAUGUCAGCCACUGUCCAUCUAGCAACCGCUGUCUUAGAACUUUUAUCUUUUCUGUCCCAACUUCCCCAUCUUUACUCCGAUUUUGUUGAAGACCAGUACUUAAGUGUGUUUGCAAUAGCACUACACCACGCUAACCCUUCGAAAUUCUCGCUAUACAUCGUCUCACUUGCGCAUAACAUUGUCUCGAUGUGGUUUGUGAAAUGUAGACUAAGUUUCAGGUCUGGAUUAGUUCAGUUUGUUACUCGUAACCUACAAACUGUCAACCGAAACAACAUGGACGACCCACUUCAACACAGUUUAAUUGAAUCCAGCAUUGACCUUAUGGCACGGUACGUCUUUUCAAACAGCUUACCGGUUAUGGAACAUUCUGCUCUGAAGAAAACUAAACUCAGCAAGAGUCAAAGUUCAACUUGGUUGCUAGGCAACAGACUCAUAACAAUAACCACGGGUGUUCCGCAGCAAAACGAUGUGAUGACAUCAUCGGAUCCAGAUAACUAUUACAACUUCUCCCCUUCUAGACGGAAAAUGUCGGUGGAAGCACCAGGGAAGCUGCAAUCUACUUCUACAAGCGAUGUUCAGUUAUCCAGAAAUCGUCACAAAUCCAGUGGUGCAACUUUACGAAACAGUGGCAACCAACUGUUGCCUUUAUACCAGCACAGUGGUGCAACUGUAGCAACUAAAAGCAGGAAACCCGUCACUGAACGUUCAUCCACUUGGGCAGAAAUCUGUGUAAGACGACCGUCUGGGAAUUCUUGCUGGAUGAUGCAUUGUAAUCAGUUCCAAUUAGUUGAGCAAACACAAGACUUAAAUUCUAAUGUGAAUUCACUUACUAGUGAAGUAUCUUUGCAACUUAAUGGUGAAUCCGUACUGCCCGUUUCUUCCCCACAAUUAAGUCGUCCCCGACAGCGGAGCCGUACAUUAGGCAGCGCAAGUUCCAACACACAAAGUGCGGCUGAAAAGGCAAAGAGAAAAUUAGCAAAUCGCUUGCAAAAUCCGGGGCAAAAUAAUAAUGCUUCAGGGUAUGCAGCACAGUUUAAAUCUACACAGAGUAAAGCUGAUGAAAAUUUCUCUACCCCUGCGUUCAUUUUUUUGCAACUUUUCCAAACUGCUGCAGUGGAGGGUUCAAUGCAUCUCCCGUUGCUUCUACCAGACACACCCAUGAUAGACAGAGCUGUACAAGUUCUUGACAGGAUCACGCCUUAUGAUAUUUGGUCCACUGGUGUGGUUUACGUUGGGGAGUAUCAAGGCAGUGAUGGAAGAGCCAUUUUAAGCAACGAACAUGGUUCAACUAGAUACCAAGAAUUCCUAAACACAUUGGGGAAACUGGUUUGUUUAGCAGAUUGCAAUAUGUCGCAUAUUUAUCUCGGCGGGCUUGAUCAAAGUGAGAAAGAAGAUGGCCAGUUCACUUACAUAUGGCAGGAAAACAUUAUGCAGAUGGUGUUUCAUGUAACAACACUCAUGCCUAAUGCUGGCACUGACAUCAGUUGCAAGCAAAGGCAUAUUGGUAAUGAUUAUGUAAUGAUAGUAUAUGACGAUGACACAUCCCAAGACUAUGUCCCAGGCUGUGUGGUAAAGGGACAAUUCCUAUCAAUUGAAAUCAUUAUAAAACCUAAAGAUACAAACUUUAACCAGGUUGAACUGUAUUACCACAAGCCUGAACUUGAAGUGAUUCUCCAAAUGACCGAGAAGCGCAUUGUAUCGAACGACCACCUUGGUAUGGUGGUACGACAAACCGCACUCCAUGCAAAUAUGGCAGCUCUAGCUUAUCGUCAUAAAGAUAAACCCGGUGACUGCGUUUCGAAACCACUUUCUCGUUUAAAUCAAAUCAAGCGUAUCCGUUCAAGGGCAAUCCAAGAGAGUGGUAACACAUCUUCCACAACUAGUAACCCACAAUACCAAAUUGAUGAGUUUUCCGAUUAUAUUUAACCAUUUUCAGUGUUCCUUCACAAGCACCGAACCUAGGAUGGCAGAACAGGCCGGGCUACCUUGUAUAUUCUGUACUGCAAAUCGAUAAACAAAUUUGUUGCGCGUCAACUAUUUCUCCAAUCUACUAACAAUGGCGGCUGAGAGCUCAGUCACACAUAACCUUGAAACAUCAUUACACUGGUGCUCCUGGAUUACUGAAUUGAAUAUUAUUCACAGGGGACAUCUUGGUUUUCUUUUUUGUGAUGCAUACUUGGCAUCACUUUUACAAUUUCUGUGUUUCGUUUUCAAUUUAUUUUUAACUAAUUAUGUAGAAAUGAUAUUUCCUAUUUCACUUUAUAUUUUAUCUGGCUACAUGAUAACUAAAACUAAUUUGAUUCCUAUUUAAUAUUUAUAUUUUCAUGGCUUCUUGAGUUUCGAAAGUUUGUUUGGUGCUAUUAAUAUGUUAACUAAAUACUACAACGAUUUUGAAAUAACUUUAGCAAAACAAUUUUUCCUUGAAAAUUUUACCAAGUUUUAAAAAUCUCUAAAAUCCUUUUUAUUCUUUGUAUUUUACUGUGUUGUUACGUGAGAAGUCUUUUUUUUUUGUUAAAACAUCUGUGUUCGUCACUACUUGCAAGAAUAAGAUGUAUUAAAAAUUGGUAUAAGUUUACAUAAA